Messenger RNA from Penicillium samsonianum, 5664 nucleotides. RefSeq lists its product as uncharacterized. Gene Ontology annotation, molecular function: DNA helicase activity. The record is from RefSeq and is a predicted model, not a curated record. The transcript has 5 exons. Gene Ontology annotation, biological process: DNA repair; telomere maintenance. The coding region runs from base 1 to 5664 and encodes 1887 amino acids. NCBI's taxonomy places the organism in Eukaryota, Fungi, Ascomycota, Eurotiomycetes, Eurotiales, Aspergillaceae.
AUGACUGUGGUCGCCGGGUUCGUCUAUCUACAACCAUCGAACCACCGCGGUGUCCUGCCUGUCGAUUGGCCUCUUUGCCGCCUCUGGUCGAAACGCGUACCUGCUUGGGCUGCCGCGUUCCGAUUCCUGCACUUUCAUACAAUCUUCGCUGCGCGCUUUGCCAAACUCGGCCAUCUUCCCAGCCUCUUCUUCUCGAUGUUCGCCCUUGUUAUGACUGUGGAACCCCUUUUCAUGCUCGGACUGGCCCCCUCCCCCAUUAGACCCGAGAACCGAGCCGAGAACGCAAAGAUUUGUACUUCCUGCGGGUCCUCUGCCGGUACCUAUCUUGCAACAGUCGCUGCUCUCACAACCAACCCUACUCGCCGUAGAGAAAAGACUUUAUUGCGGCCCGCGGUCAAAAAGCAAAGAACGCUAGACUCGCGGACGUUCCAGGACAAUUUGAAUCGAGCGCUGUGUUUCCUGGGCGACGAGCUGGAGACUCGGGCCGUUGCCUCCGAUGCAUUUCCCCCGGAGAUAUCCAGCUCACAUAUACGAGCGUCCGUGGCCAGAUACGAGGAUUUUAUUUCCGCAGCUGCCAAGAGAAGUGUCUGUUGCUCAUGUGGGAAAUUUGUACCCAACCCCAAUGUCUACCAGGUAGAUAAUGAGGAACCUUUACUCCUGCCAUUGAAGGGGCUUCUUGAUACCUGUGGCCGACAUAAUAACAUUUGGGAUGUCUGUUCGUCGUGCCAUACUUCACUCAAUCGACAUAUGAUUCCGAAGUUCUCGGCCAAGAAUAUGGUGAAUGUGACUCUAUGCCAGGACUAUCCGUCCACUCUAGAAGGUCUCACUCUCACGGAGGAAUGCCUUAUUGCAAAGUGCCAUCCUCUAGGUGUCGUUCUAAAACUUCGGCCGGGGGGCCACCCCUCGCCCGUCAAUUAUCACGCUCUCCGGGGGCAUUUCAUUGUUAUUCCACAAGACCCGGGACCACUGCUCAACAUCCUGCCGAGCCCGGAGUUAACGCUACAUAGCCUGAUCAAGGUGUUCUGGUUGGGUGCUCGACCUCCCAAAGAUUCGGACCUUAGUCCCUUUCUUCUCGUUCGGAAGGCGAAAGUUCUGGCGGCUUUGCAAUACCUUGUUCAAUACAACCACCUCUACCGGGACCUCACCAUUAACCAGCCCAUGAUCGAUGACUGGAGCGAUGACUUCAUCCCGCCAGAGCUGCGAGAUAGCAUCAUCUGUCUCGACGAGCCUGAUCACCAUGAGCGUGAAGGGUACACCGUGGACCUGCGGACGGGAAACUACGAGAACGAUCUUCAGGCUGCCCAAGAUAGUGCGUGUGAUGUCCACAUCGGCGAGCCUUUCAUCACCGGCUCCGUCUCCACGGACAUCAAUGGAGAACUUCAAGACCCUAACCUUCGUGUACUGGACGCAUUGUUCAGCGUAAUCACGAACAGACUGCCGACAUUGACCGAGGGCACAUGUCAUCGAAAAAUGCCUGUUAUCUCUUACAAAAUCCAUGGACAAGCCACCCUAGUGGACCACUGGUCAGAUCCCCAUUAUUUUACCGCCGCUUUCCCAACCUUGUUCCCCGUCGGGAUUGGGGGCCAUCUGGACGAGCGAACUAUCCCGGUGUCACUUGGGGCUUAUGCCGAGUGGGCUUUGAGCCACCAUAGUAGAAGGUUCGCACGCCAUAAAACCUUCAUGUACUUGUUAUAUGAUGUGAUCCAGCUCCGAAAGUCGUCAAUAGGCAACGCCUUCCUCAUCAAACGCCAGAAUUGGCAGUCGGCAACCAAGGACAUCACAUCUCUGACAGUGAGCCAACUCCAGAAUGCAGCGAAGACGGUUGCAACGGGCCAGAAAAUUGAGGAUUCAAUCAUUCGACGACUGCUACGAAAUAUCGUGGCUAUCGGCAUGCAGGUCCCAGGAUCCUUUGCUCAGAAACUCAGAUUGCGCUCUGAAAUUCGAGGGCUGAUUACACGAUACGAGUACUCUGGGAACAACUUGCCCGCAGCAAAUGCCGCUAUACGUGAAGCUGCUGCUACCUCUAACCCGGCAGCUGUCGCUGAGUUCUUCCAUCACGUCUGCAAAGCCAUCCUGGAAGGCCUUCUUGCUACCAAUACGGGCCAGAUCGGGAUCCUUGGUGACCUCUCCAACCAUUUUGCUGUUGUAGAGACAAAUGGCCGAGGUAUGCUACAUCUCCAUGGAUUAGCGUGGGCGAGAGGUAACUUAACUUUCACUACAUUGCGUGACCGGCUCCUCCAGGACAUCAACUUUGCGGCUCGUAUGCUUCACUACCUAGAGUCAAUCAUUAUGCAAGGCAUUGACGAAAGUAUUCCACACGACCCUGAAGUGAACAUUCCCUGCACGCAACCCUCGGCCAAAGAUUUCGAAUCCGAUGAAGACUUCCAUCUUCGACUAUCACAUGACAGCAAUUGUGUCGCUCGUAAAACGCAAGUCCAUUCGAAACACCAUCUCGCCACAUGCUUCAAGUACCGGCAAACGGGACCCGGAAAGAAUGCAUGUCGAUUUGGCAUGCCCCGAGAUCUGGUUCCCGUCUCUAAGAUAGAUGAGUUUGGACUGAUCCACCUCGCUCGAAACCACGCCUGGAUAAACCCAUGGAAUCCCGCCAUUGCUAGUUGUGUCCGUUCUAAUCACGACAUCUCUUGGAUUCCAACAGUCUCCAAAUCUUUGUCGCUGAUCUAUUAUAUCACCAACUACGCCACGAAAGAUGACGUCUCUCCUUGGCAGAUGGUGGCCAAGGCGGCUUUGUUGAAGCAAUCCAUUGAGAAGGCAAAAGUUGCUGAGCCACCAACAGCGAUAGACCUGCGACUUCGAGAAAAGGGUGUCAAGAAUUUUGCACUACGCUGCUUUAAUGCUCUCUCUCAUGACCGGGAGAUCAGUGGUGUGCAGGUCGCCAGCGUCUUACUUCAACUACCAACCUAUUACACGAUCAACUACAACUUCAUUCGCAUCAACCUCUGGUGGCUAAGGCGCUAUAUCCGGACGAUCAUUCAGCCAGACGGCCUUCAAAGUAGUCACUCUUCUGACCCCAUGGCAGAAGAACCUUGCGCGUACGAAACGGGCGACACCGCCCCCGUAAGCAUCUUUGACAAUUAUAAAUGGCGUGGACCACACCUGGCUCCUCUUGCGUUAUUUGAAUACUGCAUGCUUGUCAAGGCAAAGGAUGUACGCGAUGCCAUUGCUGACGACGUGGACUUCGACCCAAACCACCCGAGAUAUGCCACGCAUGUACAGCGCCUGGCGCGCACCCCAUCACAAGUGGCCACCGUGACUUUCAAUGGACAGCUAACCGAAUUCCAGCCCGCAGAAGACGCGGUUCCAGGAGGUCAUCCAAAAACAACCGCGAUCAUGAACGACGUAGCGGAGAUAUUAUUGGGGCUCUUUGUUCCCUGGGAUCAAUUGAUUAACCUCUUCCGACCGUCUACGAAAAGAACGGACACUUGCGUUCAAAUAUGGGCGGCUGUGGAACCAACCCUCACAUUUCACAACCGAGGCUUUGCAAGAAAUAUCGAGUUACUGCGAAAGUCCAAGGAAGACUGUCAAGCCGAUGCAAAAAUGUGGAAGUCUGCAAACGGCACUGCCGACUCAUUUCACCAUGAUGCUGAAGACUUUGAGCCCGCCAAUUUUGGUUCUGAUGACGAAGAGACCGAAGAAUUCUUCCACCUGCAGGAUGAGAAUUUCAAUGCGGAGACGUUGAUCGCUGCAUACUACUCCAUUAGCAAAGCAUGGCAUCGAGAGACGUUGGUCACGGGCCGGCGGAUCCCUGCCUUGCUCCACACGAUAGACCGAACGCGCAGCUUGUCACUACAGAACCUCCAGCCGCUAGACAUCUUCAACCCUCCAGCAUACGAAUCUUCUGGGCUAAGGUUCCUCCCACCAUCUACUUUACAAGCAUGGGAGUUUCAACUAAAAUGUUGCGUCAAUAUUAGUCCAGAAGAGAGCACGGAUGGUGAUGCUGGGACUUUUGGAUUUGCACUUGACGACUUUGACAUCCAGGUUGAAGAUGGCAUCCUGCAUCCUACGCUAGCUAACUCAGACACUAUCCCUGCUACGGAUGAUCUCCAAUCCCGAGUUGGCCAGAAUCCUACUGGCGCCUCUCUUGCGUCCCUGAUCAACGAGGAGAUUCCCCUAAAUCGGAAACAACGAAUGGUAGUAGAGAGGGUGCUCUCUGAAGCUUUGACCUGGGCUGAUCACCCUUAUGAUUCGUCGCAGCGCAAGCAGACUCUCCUCUAUGUUGGAGGUGAAGGUGGCACAGGUAAGAGCCAGAUUGUCAAGGCAAUUGUCGCUGGUAUGAACCUUGUCGGACGAAAGGACGAAGUGAUCCUCAUGGCACCGACGGGUGCCGCGGCCGAUAACAUCGGCGGAAAUACGUACCAUACAUCUUUAGGGAUAUCCAUUGACCGUUCACGUAAAACCGGUAUGAAAUCCAGAGUGAGACGGCUCUGGUCUCGCAAGACUAUCAUGAUCGUGGACGAAGUCAGCAUGAUGGAUCUACGUAUGAUCAGCGUAAUUGAUAAUCAAUGCAAGAUCGCCAAAGCCCUCGACAGAUCCUCCCCUGACCUUUUCGGUGGCCUUCCUGUCGUCAUCUUUAUCGGUGACUUUUUCCAGUUUCCGCCUGUUCUGGGCCCAGCACUGUGGAGGGAACCAAGAAGGGGCAUAGAUGAGGAAGAUAAUGGUCGGUUACUCUGGCAUCAAUUCAAAGAGGUAAUCAUCUUGGAUGAGCAAAUGAGACAGGCGGAAGAAGACGCUCCAUUCCGCGAUCUGCUAUCACGAGCCAGGACAGGCACUUUAACGGAAGCCGAUCGAUCGUUUCUUAACAGCAAAACAGUCACAUCCCUGGUCAGCCCUCAACUAGAAAAUGCUACCACCGUAGUUAAGCUGAACUCUCUGCGACAUCAGGUGAACCGCGUUCGAUUAGAAGAGUUCGCCCGGACCCGAUGCCAGAACAUAUAUAUAUUUCCCGCGCUUCACACGCGGACCAAGUCCACUGGCCCAAUGAACUUGCGACUCCGUGCAGAUGACUUACUCCAGCAGCCCGACCAAGGUACCAAGAUCCCGUUCCCGGGGCUCUUUCUAUACACGCCAAACAUGCCUGCCGUCAUCUUAACUAACAUUUGCACUCUUCUCGGCCUGGUCAACGGAGCUACGGGGACUGCCAUAGGCAUCGUGGUCGAUCCGACUGCCGAAUUCUUUGAAAUCGACUACCUCUAUAUCAUGUGCACUAAACCACCGUCCUGCGUUAUAUUUAAACCGAACAGGUCAAAGGAUACCGGAUUUCAAGACCUUGAGCCUUCAGCCAUGCCAGUCUUCCCUUUAGAACGAUCUAUUACCCUGAAAGGCUACUCGGUACGAAGGAAGCAAGUUCCCAUGUGCCCGGCUUUCUGCCUUACCGACUACAAAGUGCAAGGCUCGACACUCGCAGCUGCGAUCCUUGACCUCAAAGAUGACCCCACUAUCCGAGGACAAGAUCGUCACCGGAAAUAUUGCUCGACCUAUGUGCAGCUAUCUCGACUUCGGUCCUCCAAAGGCCUUCAUCUCCUUCAGAAUCUCGACAUGCAAGACCUUCGAUUCGGUCCUGAUCCUCAACUGCUAACUGAAAUGGAAAGACUCCAGAAACUCGAACUAGAGACGAUUGCUGCAUGGCAUGGGGCUUCAAACAUAUAG